Molecule: messenger RNA, 2619 nt
Organism: Orussus abietinus
Lineage: Eukaryota; Metazoa; Arthropoda; Insecta; Hymenoptera; Orussidae
Gene: DppIII
Product: dipeptidyl peptidase 3
Exons: 4
Coding region: 89-2458 (789 amino acids)
Biological process (GO): proteolysis
Cellular component (GO): cytoplasm
Molecular function (GO): metalloexopeptidase activity; dipeptidyl-peptidase activity
Source: RefSeq, a predicted model, not a curated record
GUAUAUCUGCAAAUUCUAGGGGUAUAGGUUAAGUUCAGAGUACGCCGGUAACGAAGCACAUUUUGUUGUCUCCUUUUUUUAUUAUACGAUGCUCAAAUUAUGCAAAUCGUUAUUUUUUCGAGGACCCGCCUGUCGGGCGGUGUUUACUCCACGGUCGUAUUCUAUGAGAAAUUUAAAAAAAAUGAAAAAAACUCCGUCGAUCACCGAUGUCAAGUGGAAGGUUAAGAAUCUAAGAAGACAUUCAUGCCUGUGUCUGACCAGAGCAAUUAAAACAUUGGCAAAAAUGAGUGAUGAUAUUACAUUUUAUACGUUACCUAACGAACAACCAAUAGCUGCUCUGAACUGUGAAAAGGCUUUCGCCCUAUUAACGGAGAGAGAAAGGUUGUAUGCUCAUUAUUUAUGUCGUGCUGCUUGGAAUGGUGGCCUUGUCGUACUGAUACAAACUUCCCCUGUGUCCCCAUGGAUAUUUGCUCUUUUACAUAAGAUCGUUAUCGCUGAGUCAAUGGAUAUUUUAAAACAAUCAGCUCUUGAUGCUGGUGUUACAGAAAAUGAAUUUACGGCAUUUUUGGUUUAUAUUUGUGGGAUACUAGCAAAUUCUGGAAACUAUAAAUCAUUGGGUGAUAGCAAAAUAAUUCCAAACCUUCCGAAAGAAAAGUUUGAAGCCAUUAUAAAAGCUUCCAAAGCAUACAAAGAGAAUUCUGAUUCUAUUGAAAAUAUUUGGAAUAAAAUACAGAAGAGCAUGUAUUCCCUAGAAGGAAAAGUGAAAUCUUUGGGACUUGGUGAUAAAGGGAUAACAACUUAUUUCUCAGCAAACUGUACAACGGAUGAUGCCGAGUUAGUGAAGGAAUUUUUGCAGAAGAAGGAUAUAGGAGCUUAUAAUACAAGAUGUUUUAAAACAACUGAGACUUGGGAUGAUGCAGGUACUAAAAAGGAACGAAAUGUUUAUGAGAUUAGAUUAGCAUCUAUUGAAAAGGGUGAAGAUAACAAGAUUACAUUACCUGAGGAGAUAUUUCAAGGUGCAAAGUUCAAAGUAACUAGAGGAGAUUAUAGUGAGUUACUGGAAGGAGUUGUAAGUAACUUAAAGAAGGCUAAAGAAUAUGCAGGCAACGAGACCGAGAUAUUAAUGUUGGAGAAAUAUAUUGAUCAUUUUAGUAGUGGCUCGCUCAAUGACCACAAAGAUGGGUCUCGAUAUUGGAUUAAAAACAAGGCACCUGCUGUAGAGACAUAUAUAGGUUUUAUUGAAACUUACAGAGACCCAGUUGGGCAGAGAGCAGAGUUUGAAGGAUUUGUUGCGAUGGUAAAUAGAGAAAUGUCAAAAAAGUUUCAAAGGCUCGUCGAAGGAGCUGAAAAGAUAUUGACAAAGUUACCUUGGGGUAAAGACUUUGAAAAAGAUCAGUUUUUGAAACCUGAUUUUACGUCUCUUGAUAUACUAGCUUUUGCUGGAUCAGGUAUUCCAUCUGGUAUAAAUAUACCUAAUUACGAUGAAAUUCGUCAAUCAGAGGGUUUUAAAAAUGUUUCCUUGGGCAAUGUACUACCUGCAUAUUUGAAGCAGGAUGAAUUGCCAUUUUUAACCAAGGAAGAUCAAGAAUUAAUGGAUAAAUAUAAAACAGAUUCAUUUGAAUUGCAAAUUGGACUACAUGAACUCCUUGGACAUGGUAGCGGUAAAUUGUUCCGCAAAGAAUUGGAAAAGUUUAACUUUGAUCGUGAGCAUUUAAAAAAUCCUUUAACUGGAAAAUUAGUGGAUAAAUAUUACAUAGAUGGGGAGACAUAUGACUUUAAGUUUGGUGCUUUGGGAUCAUCUUAUGAGGAAUGUCGAGCUGAAGCUGUAGGUCUCUAUUUGUGUUUAGAAAAGGAUAUUUUAGAGAUAUUUGGCCACACUGGACAGAAAGCUAAAGAUAUAAUUUACGUAAACUGGUUGUGGCUGUUGUGGACUGGUUGCGGUAGAUCUCUUGAACAGUAUCAACCCGAGACAAAGACAUGGUUGCAAGCUCAUGCUCAGGCUCGUUACGUUCUACUAAAAGUAUGUUUGGAAGCAGGAAAAGAACUCAUAGUUGUUGACGAGACAGAGCCGGGAAAGAAUCUUCUUCUUACAUUACACAGAGAGAAGAUACCCACUGUGGGUAAAAAAGCCAUUGAAGAAUUUUUGAUGAAACUACAAGUUUACAAGAGUACAGGUGAUGUUGUCGCUGCUAAAAAACUGUAUGAUCAUUACAGUGAAGUUCCAGAGUCUGGACAUUGGAGGGAUAUAGUUUUGGCUCACAAACAACCACGGAAGCUUUUUGCUCAGCCAAAUACAUUCGUUGGCAAUAAGAAAGAUAACGAAGAAGUGAAAGUGAAACAUUAUGAACCAACAUUUAAUGGCUUGAUACAAUCCUGGGUGGAACGAUUUCCAUCAGUGGAAACGUCGGAUAAUUUGAUUGAAAUUGCGCAAAGGGAUGAACAGCAUUUUGCGGUUUAAAACAUUAAGCAGCAAUAUUACUCAUAAAAGAGAUUUUAAUUUUGUGAAAGACAAAGGAUUUUUAUAUAAUAUACACAACGCUUAAUACGUACAUCAAUACAAUAUAAGAAUGAUUGUAUACUACAAGUCGAUUAUAAAGGAAUAUUACUUUUGGGCGAUUA